Messenger RNA from Oenanthe melanoleuca, 519 nucleotides. Its product is annotated as nucleoplasmin-like. Gene Ontology annotation, biological process: chromatin remodeling. The transcript is spliced from 4 exons. The coding region runs from base 1 to 519 and encodes 172 amino acids. The record is from RefSeq and is a predicted model, not a curated record. Gene Ontology annotation, cellular component: nucleoplasm; cytoplasm; nucleolus. Lineage: Eukaryota; Metazoa; Chordata; Aves; Passeriformes; Muscicapidae. Gene Ontology annotation, molecular function: chromatin binding; RNA binding; histone binding.
AUGAGCAGCUGGUCUCACUCAUCCCAGUCGCUGUCAGAGGAUCGGCCCGCGGCUGUGCUGUGGGGCUGCCAGCUGGGCACGGGCGCCCGGAGCUGCGUGGUGGAGGAGGACGAUGACUUCUUGGAGCACCUGGUGCUGCUGAGAACGGUGAGAGCCGAGCCCUGGCCGGGCCCCGCCGGAGCUCAGGGCGAGUCUCCUGCCACGGGCUCUGUGCUGCAGAUCUGCCUGGGGGCUGACGCCAGGGACGAGCUGCACGUGGUGGCCGUGGAUUCCAAAAACGCCUCCGGGGAGCGCAGGCCGGUGCCCAUCGCGGCGCUGCGGAGCUCCCUGCUCCCCAUGAUCAGCCUCAAUGGCCUGGAGCUCGUCCCUCCCGUCACCUUCGUGCUGCAGUGUGGGGCUGGGCCAGUCUAUCUCAGCGGGCAGCGCGUCACCCUGGACCAUGAUGUCAUGUCUGAAGCCCACAGGGAAGAGCUCUCGGAGAAAGAUGCGGAUGAUGAGGACGAUGACAGAGCUUCAUAG